Messenger RNA from Cheilinus undulatus (humphead wrasse), 7411 nucleotides. It is a transcript of the gene ankrd6b, whose product is annotated as ankyrin repeat domain 6b. The transcript has 16 exons. Gene Ontology annotation, molecular function: protein binding. NCBI's taxonomy places the organism in Eukaryota, Metazoa, Chordata, Actinopteri, Labriformes, Labridae. The record is from RefSeq and is a predicted model, not a curated record. Bases 331 to 2640 code for a protein of 769 amino acids.
GAAGCCACACACCCUCUGUGUUACACUUUGGUUUCCUCUAACAGCGGCGUGCUCCUCUCCUCACUUUCUACCGGACUAUUUAACACGAUUACCGUCCAGACUAACCCGGUGUGGGGCAGUUUAUCAGAAAGCAGCUGAGAGGAUGACGGGCAUGAAUCCGCGCUGUUUGUGGAGUUUGUAGAGGAGGCAUAAAUCCCGGUGUCGUCUCCGGCUUGUCUGUCUGCAGCAGAGCUCACCAUGAGUUAGGAACAUCAGAGAGUGUCACCGUUGCUGCCUUUACCCUCCUGUCCUCAGCUCCGUGUCUGACAGCAGCAUCACUCGCCCUGCUUCAUGAUCCAGCAGGAUGCGGCUGAGGUCCUCGCACUCUCCGAGCGCCUCCUCAUAGCUUCGCAUAAGGGACAGGCUGACAAUGUGGUCCAGCUCAUCAACAAGGGAGCGAAGGUAGCCGUCACCAAGUAUGGCAGAAGCCCCCUACACUUGGCUGCCUAUAAAGGCCACUCUGAGGUCGUGCGUAUCCUGCUCAAAGCCGGCUGUGACCUCGACAUCCAAGACGACGGUGAGCAGACAGCACUUCACCGGGCUGCCGUGGUGGGAAACGGUGACAUCAUCAGCGCUCUCAUCCAAGAAGGCUGCUCACUGGACCGACAGGACAAGGAUGGAAACACGGCUCUCCAUGAGGUGGCCUGGCACGGAUUCAGUCAGUCGGUCAAACUGCUGGUGAAGGCUGGAGCCAACGUUCACGCCAAAAACAAGGCAGGAAACACGGCCCUCCACCUGGCAUGUCAGAAUGGUCACGCUCAAAGCUCCAAGGUUCUCCUCCUUGGAGGAUCCAGACCUGACAGCAAGAACCACAUUGGGGAUACGUGUCUCCAUGUUGCAGCCAGGUACAACCAUGUGCCGAUGAUCCGCAUCCUGCUGGGAGCGUUUUGCUCUGUGUCAGAGAAGAACCUGGCUGGGGACACACCACUCCACGUAGCAGCUGCUCUGAAUCAUAAGAAGACAGUACGUCUGCUGCUGGAGGCCGGAGCAGACAGCCGCAUCUGCAACAACGCAGGUCAUACAGCAUUGGAUCUGGCCAGAGAGCACAACAACCCCGAUGUGGCUCUUCUCCUCACUAAAGCCCCCCAGGUGCAGAGUUUCCUGCGUGGCAGGAGUGUGAGGAAGAGGAGGGACAAGCUGAAGGCCGAGGGCAGAGCUCAGUCGGUACCCAGAGAUGAAAUGCUGCCCUGCAAGGACAGUGCCUCGGCUGCAGACGACUCGCAGAGCAGCGAGAGAGCCGUCUGCAAGCACACCGAGGUGAGCGAGUCAAACGCCAGGCGGGGGAAGAGCAGGAAGCAGAAAGAAAAGCCAUCACUGUCUGACCCGCUCCGCCGCAGAGACACACGGCACAGUGAAAACUUUCACAAGAGGAAAGACAAACUGAGAGGAGCUGCAUGUGUCCCUCCUCAUCACUAUAAAGCCUAUCAGCUAUACACACUGUACCGCAACAAGGAUGGGAAGAUCAUGCAGGCCCCUCUGAAUGGCUGUCGCUGUGAACCUCUCAUCAAUAAACUGGAGAACCAGCUGGAAGCUACAAAGGAGGAGAUGAAGACCGAGAUCCACACCGUCCAAGACCUCAUGAACAGCAAGAUGGGCCAGCUGGACCGCAAGAACAAACAUCAGAUCCGAGCCCUGGAUAAGAUGACAGUGGAGAGAGUGUCUGCAGAGAGGAGCGAGUGUCUGCAGAGGAUUGAGCAGCGAGCUCAGCAGGAGAGACAGGAAGCUGAGAAGAGACAGCAGGCGUCCCUGGUCAGUGAGCUGAAGACUUGGUGUCUGUCUAAACUCCAGAACAUGGAGGUCCGCUUCACCGGAGACCCCACCAGGCUGCAGCGCUCCACCUCCGUCACAGAGGGCCUGAACAAGGUGGACGGAGCCGGCCUCACCGUGCUGCCACCUGGCCAACAGUGCCUGGAGCUCCACAACAGCCCCGCCCCCCCCGACUCCAGCUGGGGGGAGGCCAGCGUGGCCGAGAGCGGCACAAGCAACCAUUACUUUGUGGUCCAUGUGGAGAGUUCUCCAGAUGUCAACAAGACUCACGGUGCAGAAGGGCCCUCCCCUGCUGCAAAGACCCCUUUGUCAUCAGUCCAGGUGGUCCGACCUAAAGAGCGCUCACAGAUCUGUGCUGAAACUCCAAGGAAGAACCAGGACCUGAUGGAGUUCCAGACAAAGGGGGCCAGGAUUCACAGAGCCAGCAGCCUGUCCCCUGCCACCGAGCGACGCUGCAGCAGCAGGACUGAAGCCGGGAACAGAGACAAGGAGCGAGGGCGGGACAAAGGGAAGCACUACAGAAAGCACUCCCAGGUCAGGACUAAGUCCAGAGGGGCCGCGGGGGUCCGGACUCUUGAGGUGUUUGGAGAUCAGCAGCCCAGCGAGCCCUCAUUUGCUCAGGAGAGGGACAACAUGCACGCUCUGGAGGUGACGCAGUACUUUUUCGAGGCAGUGUCGACGCAGAUGGAGCGCUGGUAUGAGAGGAAGGUGCAGGAGGCUCGCUGGCAGGCCAAUCAGAGAGCAGAGGCUGAGAGAGCUGCUCUGAUCGAGAGGAUUAGCUACCUGGAAGACGAGCUGCGUAUGCUGAGGACUAACAGAAACGAUGACUGCUAGCACACACCUCAUAUGACAGCACCAGGUGUCAUCAACACUGAAAAAUACCUGAAAGACUUCACUUUUCACUGUGAGUUUAUGACUCAAAGAUGCCACUACUGCCAAACAGAUCCACUUUCAAAUCCUGCUGGUAGUCUGCUAACACUGGACGAGUGAAUUAAGAUGUGUACAAAGUUUUUGGUAAUAAUGGCAGCUCUUGUGCACUGUGUUUAAAAACAGUAGAUAUAAAGCUAGAAUGAUCUAAUGUGCCAUUGAAUGGAUGGACUCACUGCACCACCUGAACAUGAACAAGUCUUUGUUGUGUUGACGUAUUUAACAUGAGGCAGAAAUGAUCUGAAGAAACAAGAAUGGAGGACUUACAGUGUAAUAAGCUUUGUGUUUAUAAGUGCAUGCUGGAAUCAGACCUGUGAUGUUCACUUCCUGAUUUAUAACAGGCUAAAAUGAUGCUGGAAAAAACCCACUGAAGGAUCUGGAGUGUAGAAAUAGUCACAUUUCCUGCAUGUAAUGGUGUGUGAGGAGGCUGGGGUGUGCCAAAACAAUAACUGACUGAGGACUUCAGCAGUGUUUAAGCUUAAUAAUUAUAUUGAUUUAUCUGAAUUGAUGCUAAAAGACUUAGACGUUUCAAGUCAACCCAAGAUAAUACAAAAAGUCUUUUCUCUCUAAAGAGUUUUGUCCUAACUAAGGAUUUUGAUAGAUGCUUCUGAUUGGACAGAUUUUCCCUGGUCAACCAAUCACUGAUUGUCUUUGUUGAGCUCAUAGAUCCGUAUUCUCAUUUUCAACCUAAGACAUAGACCAGGUACUUAAAUUUCAUGUAUUCUAGACUUAGAUUCAAAUGUAAUUCUAGGAUAGGACUUGUUCCAUCCAUUUUAUCACUCACAAAGUUGCAUCAUGGUGAACUUAUUAUGCCUUAAUUCUAACCCUCACCAUUACACCCCUAACCCUGUAUAAAUACUACACAUGUGCAUUUACUGUAAAGAGGGCUAACAGCUAAAUAAUCGUCAUCAUGUGACUGAAAAGUAAAGGGUCACCAGCCUGUAGAUCACAACCUACUGGUAGAUUUUAGACUAUCUUGUAGACAUAGUGCACAUCUAGUGUAAAAGAUCUACUUGAAAAUGUUGCAGACUCUGGAACAAUACUUGAAAGUUUCUAGUCUUACCUGUAAUUUCCACACACACUGGCUGCGCCGAGCUCCACAAUGCCACAGUUUUGAUUCAGCCAAAGGUGAGCAACCAUAGUGCUGAUCAGCUUGAGAGUAGAGGGCAGAGAUCAGGGGAGAACUGUGAGUUCAUCCAUGAAUAGUAUGUCAGCAGCGGAUUAUUUUGCCUUGGGCUUGAUUUGUCAUUCAUUUCCACCUGAUUCUGUGAUUUUAUUGCAUUACCAUGGGUGAGUAAGUUAGGAAGUUAAAGGGUUAAUGUUUGCUGCAAAGAAUGUGUGGUGUCAUAUCAAAUUCCGUGGCUUUUUUCCUCAAAAGUUAACCUCAAUGGCGCUGUUGUAGCCCUGUUACCCACUGACCUCCUGAUGACCUUUUGCUUGUGCUGCAGGAUGAGAUGUUCUGUUGAUGUAGUGAUGACUUUCAUGUGUUGUAUUAUCAAGUACUUAGCACAUUUUUCCGACUGUUUGGAUCGAUCUGCUCAACGUGGAUUGACGCAGUUUUGCAGUAGCCGGUGCUGAAAAUGGACCUGCAUUGGGGUCCCAACUGGAGUGGAGUUGAACUGCUCUGAUUAAAGGUGCAGUGUGUAAAAUUGGGGAAUACUGGCAACAACCAACAGUCAGAUUCCAGAUUGUGAUUCUGACUUCUAUGAAGCCAGUGGGAUUUUUUAAAAAUGGUUUUCUGUUGUUUGUUUCCUUCUGUGGUACCAUAGAAACAUGUAAGAUGCACAAAUCCAAGAUGGUGGCAUCCAUGGAGGGGACCCUCUCUAUGUAUGAAUAAAAGGCAUAUUCUAAAAUAAUAAUAAAAAAAUCUAUAUAUUCAGGCCAUAAAACACAAAUUUAGAAACAUAUUCAUUGAUGCCAAGCUUUAUUUUUACCAAGUUUGUUUCACUCAGAGCUACAAAGGUAAAUAUUGCUAACUGCACCUUUAACUAGAGAGGGAGCGCCUCACUCAGCAGUACACUUUACUAGCAAAACGCAGUGCAGACGUUGUAUGUGGAAAUAGAAGGUUACACUGGUGUUUCACUGAAAAAAUAACUUUAAAUUUUUUAAGAGUUUUGGUUUUCAAUCAGGCUGCUUAAGUUGUUGAAUUCAAACUUGAAUUUUAAAGUUUAAAAAAGUUUUUAAUGCAUUUACUCACAGAAAUUCUCAAGUUUAUUUCAACAUAUAAAUAACUUUAAGAAAAAUAGGAUUAAAACUUAACUCCUGUAAUUGUAUAUUCACUCUUUCCUUUUAUCAUUUUAAGAGAAUGAAGACUAUCUGCAUGAAAAUACAAAUAUGUAUGUGGAAAAGUAAACAUUUGUCCCUUUUUUAGUGAGUUUGGUCAGGUAGAUCUGGUUUUCUCUGUUAAGAUCUGGCUGGAAAAGGUUGGUGAGCACUGCUAUCGGCUAUUCACUCAUUUAAAGUGUUGGGCCAAUGAUAAAAGCUUUUGACACUCUUUGCAAAUUAGUUUUAAAAAUUAUCCUCAAUAUGGUCAAAAUGCAACUACUCAUUUUAAUUUUCCCAAAAGCUCAAAAUAUCAGGAAAGAAAAAUGUUUUCAAAAAUUUAAAGGCCAGUCAUGAUGUUGCUGUAAAAUCAGGUAGUUCACCUUAAAUUACCAGGGUGAUUUAUACACACACAUAGAAAUUAAAUGCUGUUCUGAAAAAAUCUUAAGUAAGGGUUAGGGAGCUGAGAUUUAUUUGGAAAUAAACAGGCAAAUCUAUGUAAAAUAAGUCAUAGAACAUCCUCCUACCACUGAUAUGGAAACACACUUUGAUUAGCAGCUGAUCAAUUGUGAGAUUAGCCGUUCAAUGAGGCUCUUUCUAAUAAUUACCAUAUGUUUGACCAUUUGGGGUCAUCCUUAGUUAUGAAUUUUUUAAAUUUCAGUAAGUUGUAUUUUCUUUCUUUCCACUUACAUUGAUAGUUUCUUGAAAUAAAAGCCUUUGGCAAUAUUUUUAGAGACAUGAAUUUGGUCCAAAAUUAAACAAUUCUAAUAAGUAUAAUUAUUACUGAGGCACACUCCAGUCUCCAUAGAUCUGGAAUAACAAACCCAUGAUUACUGCCAAACUGCUUAAAGACAUACAGUCCAGUGCACAAGUUUUAGGCUCGUAGGUUGCUAAGGAUUCACCAAGGGGUCCGACGUUCCACUCAGAAGCCAAGGUCAUGCCUGACAGCAUCUCUUUUGCCAGGAUCUUUUCACCUCUGGACAUACGCCCAGCAGUUUCCUGGGCCUUGAGAUAUCCAUAGCAACAGUACCCUAGGCCAUGCUUGCUCACAACUAACUCUGCCAAAAGGUGUCAACUUUAUUAUUCUUUCAACAGAUUAUUUUCCCAUGCAGCAAUCCAGAGCAUGACCGAGGUUGUCAUCCUCCUUCCUGCUUGAUUGUGCCCUCAGUUGGACUUAUUUGGCACAUGUACGCCUUAUUUCAGCCACCGUUUUUGGCCCAAACAUGCCUAGAAGUUCUGCACAGUACUGUCUGUGAACUGUCAAAACCACUCAGAGCUUAAAGAAACCUGGUCUAUUGAAGAAAUAGUAACACUGUCGUCUAAACUGUUGUUUACAAUUCUUUUACACCCUCAUUACAUUUACAAAAUGUUGCUUGGGUUUGUGUUUUUGGUGUCUUCUGGUUAAUAACUUAAACAGAUGAGGAUCUGAAUUAGGGUUGUUGCGACUUUUGUUCAAUACCAUUAAAAAUAAAUUUUUUAAAAACUGCAAAAAAAAACAAAAAAUGGGAGUCCUUGGCACCAAGUCUAGGGUAAUAUACUGUUUUGAAUUGCCCAAAAUGGCAAACUUCUCUGCAGUGCUGAGCAUAAUUUAGAUGUCCAUUUUGAUGGAUUUACACCUCUCCUGCACCGCUGUUUUAUGAUCAGUAUCAAAAGUACUUCAAAAUUCAAAGUGUCUGAAAAACUCAACCUUGCAAUCAUUAAAAAAGAGAUGGUAUUGCUUUGAUCAUGAGAUAUUGAUAAUGUAUGAAAAAUUUGACCACCUUAAACUACUGCAGACUCUUCAGCCUGAAGCUCUGCUAAUUUUCUGUCUUCAGUUACAAAAACAAAUAAUAAACAGCUAAUAAAAAAUCGUUGCAUGAAGCUCUGGCCAAGACAAAAUAACCCUCCUUUACUCCUAAACAGCUAACUACCUAUAAAACUCCCCAUAACAUCCUCUUUGCCAUUCUUCGACUACUUUUUCGGCAUAUUUUUAACGUAAAGAUGGAUUGUGUUUGACUGUUUUGCAUGAAGAAAGCUCAGAGUUGUGUUUCAGUAUUACUGUCUGUGGCUGUUUGCUGUAGUGACUGUUCAGAUGUGUUAAGUUAAAUGAAAUCAGCCUGCAGAGCCACAGUGCCCCAGACCAAGCUUUAUGCAUGGACACGUAUCUGUUGAAUACAGGAUGGCAUUAUUUUGUAAUGUAGCACUCUUAAUUUAAACUUAAAUGCAACUUUAACUACCUAACAGGCAGGAUUUGUUUGGUUUUAAUGUCUGAUAAACCUGCAUAGUGGUCAGAAACUGCAUGUGCAUACUUAUUUCUAACGGUCUGUGGCUCUGCAGUGCGAUGUUUGCUGGUUAGUUUUUACAUGAAUAACUGUGGAUAUGAAUAAUGCACUCUGAAAGCAUAUUUUGUAUUAAUAAAAUGAUCUUUUUACAUCUG